CAGCCUGAUGCGACCAGCCAUUGAUCCCACGAACCCGACGCGCAAAUUGACCAAUAUUACUAUCACGGCUCUACCCCUUCGGUCGGGCUCUGUAUUGUUUCCACGGAUUAGCGCGUUAUGUCUGCGUUCUACUCCGACUCUUCAGAGGCUUCGAACCCACCCGCACCGCCGGACAACGAACUCGAGAACAGCCUACGAUGCGAGGUGGUAAAGGCGCAGAGAGCUGGAAUAGAGCUCUCGAACAACUCCAUUCGCGCCGCUUCCGAAGCGAGAUUGGGAUUGACAAAAGGGUUCUACAAAAAUGACGAGGAAUGGGCACAGCGAAGUAGAGGCAUAAUAGCCGACCAGCUGACAAUCCUGCAGGACAUAGCAAGCUCUCCCGUGAAAGCCAAGCCCGAAGAGCCGAAGAAGACGUCCGCGAAGCGCAAGUCCUCACAGAAAGAGUCCCCGCAGAGGAAGAGAGCAAAGGUCGCAGACUCUGAACCAGGAGACGAGCAGGAGGAGAAAAAUGGUGCUGCCGCAGAAGAAUCCUCCGAUGAGAGAGAAACCACCGCGGCCAUUAAGGCCGAAGACGGGUCGGACAGCGACAUGUCGGUUCUCUUGGACGAAGCGCCUCCGGAGAAGAAGAGUAGGAGGCGCAAUGACUCCGCGGCACAAAGGCCCAAGAAGUCUGCCAGCAAAUCCACCACAAAACCCAAAGCCGAUGCCGAGAUCGACCCCAAGCAGGCCGAAAUCAAGCGUCUGCAAGGCUGGCUCGUGAAAUGCGGCAUCCGCAAGCUGUGGAGCAAAGAGUUGAAGCCCUACCCUACCCCCAGAGCCCAAAUUCAGCAUUUGAAAAAGAUGCUGGCCGACGUCGGCAUGACUGGGAGGUUCUCGCGGGAAAGGGCAAAUCAGAUCAAGGAGGCCAGAGAGCUGGCCGCUGACAUCGAGGCCGUCCAGCAAGGAGCAGAGCGCUGGGGUGCUCUGAAAGAUGACGACGGUGCACGAGCCGAGAAAGAAACAAAUAGCCCGCGGCCCGCGGCAAGGAGGUUGGUCCGAGGAGCGAAGAAUUAUGAUUUUUUGAGCAGCGAUGGUGAGGAGACAGAUUGAAGCUGUUUCGGGCCCGAAUCUCCCUACGCCGGACCUUUUGCUAUUGGGCACUGACGUGAAAGGUUGUUGCUUUUAUUUGAUAGUUUUGUUGCCGCUCAUACGCUGUGCAACGAGACUGAAGACGGCCACGGACGAAAUGAACAGGACCAGGUUGUAAAACUAAAUCAAGCUAGUUAGAACUA
Cladophialophora immunda is the source of this 1271-nucleotide messenger RNA. RefSeq lists its product as uncharacterized. Gene Ontology annotation, cellular component: nucleus. The transcript has 2 exons. The coding region runs from base 118 to 1089 and encodes 323 amino acids. Lineage: Eukaryota; Fungi; Ascomycota; Eurotiomycetes; Chaetothyriales; Herpotrichiellaceae. The record is from RefSeq and is a predicted model, not a curated record.